Messenger RNA from Fomitopsis serialis, 796 nucleotides. RefSeq lists its product as uncharacterized. The record is from RefSeq and is a predicted model, not a curated record. The transcript has a single exon. Bases 120 to 572 code for a protein of 150 amino acids. NCBI's taxonomy places the organism in Eukaryota, Fungi, Basidiomycota, Agaricomycetes, Polyporales, Fomitopsidaceae.
CUUGUCUACGAACACCGCCUACUGUCCAACUUGAGCUGUGUUGUAUAUGCGACUGUUCUACGGCGGCGCAUUCCACUGGUCUGCCGUGAGUGUCGCUUCCGGGAAAACUCGUCGGAACUAUGUCAAUGGAUGACCGUCACAUACUUGACGUCGGUGAGCAUAACUGCUCACACUUGAAACAGCAUCGUGGUGUUGACCGUAAAAUCCCAAUACCAGCUUACGAUCAUGCACAGGCUACAUGGAAUGGAAACUAUGUAGGAGAAUACCAUAUGAAUCUCUUGCAUGAGCUGCAGGGAUACUGUACAUGGCGCGGGUCAACUUGUGAACCAUUUCUAACAGUUGUACAAUCCGCCGGGACGGGGAAGUCAUCCAUGAUACGUGCACUUUCCGAUAACAUGUUCGUCAUCCCUGUCUCCCUAGGAUAUAAGCAUGUAGAUCGACUGGGAAAGACCUACUUGUCCUCAGGUAGAGAUACUCUCCCGCAGCCACCACGGUCCCACUGCACACCUGAUGUUCCGUCCAGAUCUGCAUCCUCCUCCGGACUAUUGCGUCCUUCGAUGGCUCAAAGAUGACACCAGAUACGGGACUGCCUUUGACCGCUGUAGUGCGUUCCUCCAGGCUCUGUUUCAGCAUACUCUUCUUGUACUGGGACGUGAUUUUACGGAAGAAUGUGCCUCGGGGAUGGACGCGCUGCUGAGAUCCUUCAACAAGAAGAUGCACGAUGUUCCGCCGGACGAUCGAUUCAACGACUAUCGAGAACGCUUCUAUGCUGAUGUGAUUGAAUACGCCAAAGCGC